AUGGGAAGUUCACUCGCCCGAUCAGUCUUUCCCGAGAUCCACAGAAAACCAACUGCGCCGGCCCGCGUCCCGAUCCCAGAAUCCCCACGGCGGCGCGGAUCCACCCCCAACCCACCUCCAGCCCCCGGCUCCGGCGACGCGCCUCUCGCCGACGACCCUGCCGGCCCGACGCGCCUCUCGCGGCCGCCGCCCCAGCCCCGGCGCGCCUCUCGCGGCCACCGCCCCAGCCCUGGAGCGCCUCCCGGCGCCGGGCCCCAUCCCCAGCGCACCUCUUUCCAUUCCCAAAUCGCCUCCCGCCGCCGCCCUCGAUCCCCACCACACCCCCACCGCCGCACAUUCGCCGGCCACUGCAUCCCCUGGCUCGGCUGCACACGACCGGGAUCCCCCAUCUCCCAGCUAACCUUGCAGCUGCACGCCUUCUCGCUCGUCCUAAGGUGCCGCUCGUUCGAUCCACUCCACUGGUGUGCACGCCCCGACACAGCCGGUUGGGCGUUAUGUGAACUGCGGACGGAUCAGUGGUUGGACCAGCAGCAGUUUACUGUACCAACGCGGUUGAUCCCACCUGGCACACGUUCGUCUCUGUCGACGGCGGUCAGCACGUCAAAAACAUGACAGACCCACCCCUAGCUUCUGUUGCUUCCACGGCAACUGCUCAUGCGCACCUCGAACGCAUAACGAGCUGUCCCCUGGUUCUUCUUCUGCUCAUGGAGUUGGAGCGUGCUGCAACUUCCUUUCAUUUCUGAAACUCAUAUCCCUCCAAUUUAGUCCACGUAUUAUUCUUGUAGGUAGAUUUGAACAAUCUAAAACUGGAAAAAGAAUGCGUCAGUAUAGCUACUCAUUAGAAAAUGGUCAAGUGUAUGUUGCUUUUGUGGUUUUUGUGUGUGCUCGUAUUUGCAUAAUUUACCUCAAAUGAAAAUUCAGUUACUUGUGUACCUAUGUCGACAACAUGACAAAUUUUCUGACCA
This is a messenger RNA of Aegilops tauschii subsp. strangulata, 965 nucleotides long. The record is from RefSeq and is a predicted model, not a curated record. NCBI's taxonomy places the organism in Eukaryota, Viridiplantae, Streptophyta, Magnoliopsida, Poales, Poaceae.